CAAUUUAAUUCUUAAUGUUAAAUGGCUUCUGACACAAAAAAUAAUAUUUCGAUCGUAAAUUUAAAUGAAUAAAUUAAAUUAAAAAAUAUCUCAUAUACUUUUAGAUUUUGAUAUUUGUAAUUUAGCGGGUUGUAAUACAGGAAGUGAUGAAACGGCGCGCGCAGCCGGAUGCUGCGCGCGCAUACUGAAUGAACUAACAAAGAGCACUUGACAAAUUUCAUUCUUCCAUGUUAACGAUUGAGCGGUUUAUUUCCAGAAAACCUCAUUUGAAAUUUGUUUUUCGUUAUGGCAAGUUUAUUUAUCAAGUGAUUUUUUCAUAGAAAUCGAUGAAAAACUGAUCGACCAAAUGAUGCUCCAAACGCGUAAGUUCCUGCGGGGUGGGCGAGGGACGCCAUGACAGUCGUCGUAUUUUCUGUUAACCGUAAGCACGUAUUCUCUUGCCAGCGUUUUCGUGAAAUUGUUGCGCAGGUUGGCGCCUAUCUGGAUCAAAAUUGGCAAGUCCGUUUCCUGAAUUUCGCGGACUUUCCUUAGAAUAUAUUGUGGAGGUGGAGAGCGAGGGCGCGUGGCCAUUAUCAGGGAUUUGCUUGUGGGUACCCGUGGCGAGGUGAGACGUCGAGAGGCGGCGAAAGGCGUCCCCCCCUGCGUCGGGACGCGCGUCUCCCUGUAUACGAGACGGCCUAGGGCCGACCAAGCGAGAUGCCAGAACCGCCGACGGCACCGUACACCACGUGAGUCCACCCUCCAAGCUCUCUUGAUUAUCGCUUCAGCCCUCUUCAACAGUUUCUAGAAAUCCCCUUGCCCCCGAAUCCCAAGGAACCUCCAUCUUGUAGCCUCUUGUCCUCGUUCUACGAGUCACGAUAAUUGACGCGUCAUAUGCCUGAAACACCAGAAGAUGGUGCCCGUGAACCCUCUCUUAGCUGCGAGAGGAUCUACGGCGAAUCCUGGCAAAUGUGGAAAUAUACCUGCGUCCUCAUUCGAGCCGCUGGAUGAGAAAUGAAAUAUAUCAAAAACAUUUAAUUAGUAUCCUUCAGUGAAUAAAGAUGAACAGUGAGCAGCAUGCAUUGCCAGCGACUACGCAGGCACAACAAGAGGAUGUAAACGCGGGUCAAAGUGGUCGUCCUUCAUACCCAGGUGGUUUGGCUACAGCAACCAGUCUUGGCAAUGUAGGAAGUACCCCGCAUUCAUCCGCGGACCUGCGUGUAGGUACAGCCGUAGCGUUAGCCUCCUCGGUAGCUAAAUAUUGGGUCCUCACCAAUCUCUUUCCUGGACCGCUACCUCAGGUCUCGGUCUAUCAUCAUUCCCACCACAACUCCUCACAUAGGAGUAGUGGAGGUGGAGAGGCAUCUUCCAAAGAGCCAGCCUCUUCAUUGAAUCAAGAAAUGGCGUUAACUUCCAGUUCACAUCAUCAAUCAACACCUACACAUCAUCAUCAUCAAUCUUCAGUUAGCAGUAGCAGUCAUCAUAGUUCUUUACAACCAAAUUCACAGAUACCAGUUUCUCUACCAGGCCUUAAUUUAGACGGACCACAUAUACCUGCCAGCGUCAGUCAUUUACAGGCAGCACAUGCACAAAUGCAGCAACAAAUGCAGGCAGCACAACAGCAACAGCUGCAUCAACAGCAGCAACCACAGCAGCAGCAGCAACAACAAUCUCACCAUCAAAUGCAAAAUCAUCAAAAUGCUCAGAACAGUGGACCAACUGCACACAAUCAAAACGCACAGAGGGAUGAUAACAAAGUGAAAGAUGAAGGUGGAAGUUGUACAACUGAACGUUGCAGUGAGAAUCAGGUUCACUGUCAAGUUCAAUGUGAUCUCCAAUUACAAACAUCUCAGGAUUUACAACAAAGUCUUAUGCAACAGCAACAACAGCAGCAACAGCAACAAAUUGGUGUGAACAUAAGUGGGAAUUCAUCGAACGAAAGUGGAAGUCAAAAUAAUACAGAGAAACCUGAAAAAGAAAAAGAAUUGCGUCAACUAAAUAUGACGCAAUUUCAAGUGCCAGAUUUAAAACCAGCAGGUCACAUGAUGGAUGUAAGAACAGCUGAUGGUUCAGUUGUGAAAAUCAGUGCUGGAAAUGAGCAAGAUUUAGCAAAAACACUUGGUGUUGAAAUGGUAAAUGUCGAAGAUAUUAAUCAACUUUUAGCAUAUCAUGAAGUAUUUGGAAAACUACAAAGUGAAAUAGCAGCUGGUACAACUUUAGUUGGAAGUACAGUUCCUACUCAAACAGUUACCACUAUACAGAAUGGAACUCCAAUUGUACAACAAGUUCAAUUAAAUAAAUUUGAUAUUAAAUCAAGUGAUGGUGAAGCUACACCAGGCCCAAGUGCUUCGCCUGUAUCAGUUGGAAGUCAUGCAUGCGAAAUAUGUGGAAAAAUUUUUCAGUUUCGCUAUCAGCUUAUUGUUCAUCGUAGAUACCAUACGGAAAGGAAACCUUUCACUUGUCAGGUGUGUGGCAAGGCCUUUUUAAAUGCAAAUGAUUUGACACGGCAUGGAAAAUGUCACUUAGGUGGAUCCAUGUUUACUUGUACAGUUUGUUUUCAUGUAUUUGCAAAUGCACCAUCUUUGGAACGUCAUAUGAAGCGACAUGCUACCGAUAAACCAUAUAAUUGUACUGUAUGUGGGAAAAGUUUUGCAAGAAAAGAACAUUUAGAUAACCAUACGCGUUGUCAUACUGGAGAAACACCUUACAGGUGUCAAUAUUGUUCAAAGACUUUUACUAGGAAAGAACAUAUGGUAAAUCAUGUUCGUAAACAUACGGGUGAAACACCUCAUCGAUGUGAUAUUUGUAAAAAGAGCUUUACUCGCAAAGAACAUUUUAUGAAUCAUGUUAUGUGGCAUACAGGAGAAACUCCUCAUCAUUGCCAAGCUUGUGGCAAGAAAUAUACACGUAAAGAACAUCUCGCAAACCAUAUGCGUUCACAUACCAAUGAUACACCAUUUCGCUGUGAAAUAUGCGGUAAGUCGUUUACGAGAAAGGAGCACUUCACGAACCACAUAAUGUGGCACACGGGUGAGACGCCGCACCGCUGUGAUUUCUGCUCGAAGACAUUCACGCGAAAGGAGCAUCUCUUGAACCACGUUCGCCAGCACACGGGUGAGUCUCCACACCGAUGCGGCUUCUGCUCCAAAUCGUUCACCAGAAAGGAACACCUUGUUAACCACAUCCGCCAACACACAGGAGAGACGCCUUUUCGCUGUCAAUACUGUCCGAAAGCAUUUACGCGGAAGGAUCAUCUGGUGAACCAUGUCAGACAACACACGGGUGAGUCACCGCACAAGUGCCAGUAUUGCACCAAAUCCUUCACGAGGAAGGAACAUUUGACAAAUCACGUGCGUCAACACACAGGCGAAUCGCCACAUCGAUGCCACUUCUGCUCCAAGUCAUUUACUCGUAAGGAGCAUUUGACGAAUCAUGUGCGAAUCCACACCGGCGAAUCACCGCAUAGGUGUGAAUUCUGCCAGAGAACGUUCACCAGGAAAGAACAUCUAAAUAAUCAUCUCCGUCAGCACACCGGAGAUUCGUCGCACUGUUGUAACGUGUGUUCAAAACCAUUUACAAGAAAGGAACAUCUCGUAAAUCAUAUGCGAUGUCAUACUGGUGAACGUCCAUUCGUAUGCACAGAAUGUGGCAAAAGCUUUCCAUUGAAGGGCAAUCUGCUUUUCCACAUGCGCUCGCACAAUAAAGGCAGCAAUGCCGAGAGACCGUUCCGCUGCGAUCUUUGUCCAAAAGACUUCAUGUGCAAAGGGCACUUAGUGUCUCACAGACGAUCGCAUUCGGACGAGCGACCACACAGCUGUCCAGAUUGUGGGAAAACAUUCGUUGAGAAAGGGAAUAUGUUGAGACAUUUGAGAAAACACGCGGCGGAAGGACCGCCGACACAAGUCAGCACGCCCUCAGCAAUUCCUCAGUCGGGUGUUCUGCCGAUCCCGGCGGCAGCUGUCCUGGUUGGCCAUCCUUUGGCCCCCCCUGCGCCACCUGUAGUCCCACAACACACCGUUGUUGUGCCUACUCCCCCCGGGAUUCAGUGAAUUGUUAAUAUUGGUGUAUUUUUGAGAGUAUGUAUUUGCAUAUUCAAUUCUAACUCGAGGAAUUCAAUAAGGAAAUGUUAAUAAAUUGUAUUCGAAAAAAUGCCAAUCCUACACCAGCGUAUGGUACGAUAAGAUAUAAUGGAGCAGUUAAAUUUGAAAAAAAUGGUAAUAAAUAUUUUAACAAUUCUCCACGCAGUACGUAUAUUGGAUUUUCGCCACCGUGCACAAAAAUAAAUAAAUGGUUGGAAAAAUCGAAAAACAAAAAAACAAUAGAAAAGAAAGAUAGCGUAUGCAAAAAUUCCAUAGAAUCCAGCAUUCUAUCAUGUUGUGGAAAAGAAAGUAGCCAUUGUACAUGUAAGGACGAGGAAUCGUUAGAAAACAAAAGAAAAAAGCUGAGCAAAGAGUCUUCAAUUUGUUACACAAACUGGGAAGAAAUCCAAAAGUUAACAGACACUUCAGAAACGAAAUUAACAGAUUCAUUCGAGAGAUUGUUUAAUUGUAUAAAAAAUAGCACAGAUACAAACAUAUAUCUAGAUCUGUUUGAACCUUAUCCUCGAGAAGAACGACGAAUAAAAGGGAAAGAUUCAACACCACCUGUAUAUAAUAUAACUCUGAUUCUUCCGCAGUGUAUUUGCUUAAAAAAUUAUCAACAAAGCAAACAACUUGAAAACAACAAGAAUGAUGAAAAUAUUUACGAGAAAUCCGAAACUAUAAGCGAAUUGAUAUGUGCACCUAGUAUCAUAGAAUUUUCAUGGAAUGUAAUGCAGUCUGGUAUAAUUGAGAAGAUACCACAGAAAUAUGUAACAAAUAUUUUUGAGUAAGAUGUUAUUUUAUCAUAAAAUAAAAUGUUUGCACUUUUUAUCCGCGUAAGUAUAAUUUAU
Heterotrigona itama is the source of this 4909-nucleotide messenger RNA. NCBI's taxonomy places the organism in Eukaryota, Metazoa, Arthropoda, Insecta, Hymenoptera, Apidae. The record is from the annotation of a GenBank genome assembly.